This is a messenger RNA of Oryza brachyantha (malo sina), 534 nucleotides long. Its product is annotated as pathogenesis-related protein PRB1-2-like. Lineage: Eukaryota; Viridiplantae; Streptophyta; Magnoliopsida; Poales; Poaceae. Gene Ontology annotation, cellular component: extracellular region. Bases 1 to 534 code for a protein of 177 amino acids. The transcript has a single exon. The record is from RefSeq and is a predicted model, not a curated record.
AUGGCGCCGGGUUCGCCAUCAAGGCCAGUAGCAGCUUGCUUGUUCCUAGUGGCUGCGGUGCUUGCCGUCCUCGCCGUGGCGCCGCCGUGCUGCAUGGCGCAGAACUCGCCGCAGGACUUCGUGAACCCGCACAACUCGGCGAGGUCCGACGUCGGCGUGGGGCCGGUGACCUGGAACGAGACGGUGGCGGCGUACGCGCAGGCGUACGCGAACCAGCGGCAAGGCGACUGCAGGCUGGUGCACUCCAACUGCACCGGCAAGUACGGCGAGAACCUGUUCUGGGGCUCCGCCGGCGGCAACUGGACGGCGGCGAGCGCCGUGGCGGCGUGGGUGUCGGAGAAGCAGUGGUACAACCACACCACCAACACCUGCUCGGCGCCGUCGGGGAAGUCGUGCGGCCACUACACGCAGGUGGUGUGGCGGAGCUCGACGGCGAUCGGCUGCGCACGCGUCGUCUGCAACGGCACCCUCGGCGUCUUCAUCACCUGCAACUACUCGCCGCCGGGGAACUACAUCGGCCAAUCACCCUACUAA